Messenger RNA from Rhizophagus irregularis DAOM 181602=DAOM 197198, 1296 nucleotides. RefSeq lists its product as uncharacterized. Gene Ontology annotation, cellular component: peroxisomal membrane. NCBI's taxonomy places the organism in Eukaryota, Fungi, Glomeromycota, Glomeromycetes, Glomerales, Glomeraceae. The record is from RefSeq and is a predicted model, not a curated record. Gene Ontology annotation, biological process: protein import into peroxisome matrix. Gene Ontology annotation, molecular function: zinc ion binding.
AUUUACCUUUUAUCAGCUUAAUUUGGAUUAAAAAAUUUAAUAUUCAAAGUCGACAUAAACACCCGAAUAUACGCGGAAUACAACUUUUCUUAAUAUAUACUAUAAUUAUACUAUAUACUACAUUAAGAAACUUUAAAAUGUCAAAUUCUGGUUCCUUGAAGGAGAAAGCGAUACCUUCAACUUCAACAACAAUGCAAUUAUCAUCAAAUCAAGUGGAUAGAAUGAAAAAAUCAAUUCCGAAAUUUAAUAUUUCUUUUCCAUAUGCAGCACAACCUGACAUUAUUCGAGCAAAUCAAAAAGAUGUUUAUUAUCAACAAAUUUUAGGAGAACAAAUGACUAAUACAUUUCGAAUGUUUUUUGGAACGCGAUUACAACAUCAGUAUCAAAAGGAAGUUAAUGUAAUUUCAGAUCUGUUUUAUUUUUGUUUAACAGCCUUAUUGGGUACUCAAACAUUGGGUGAAGAAUAUUGUGACAUUAUGCAAAUUUCAGAACCAACCAAGCAAUUCCCAUCCGCAAGUAAACGUGCCACGUUAAUCUUUUGGCAUGUGAUAUUUCCUUAUUUAUUCACGCGAGGUAUAUCAGAAUUGCGUAAACGUACGAAACCUUCUUGGAAAAAAUCACUACAAAGAACUCAACAAAUUCAUAAUACUAAAUAUGAUCGAUUACGAGAUUCAAUAUAUAGAUUACUUCCUAAAUUACAAAUAUUACUUAAAAAUAAUGUUCAUUCGGUUCAUCUUGCUAUAUUUUAUUUUUAUGGAGCUUACUAUUUUAUAUCAAAGCGAGCAACUGGAAUUCGUUAUAUAUUUACAAGACAGUUAGGGCCUCAUGAACAACGUAUUGGAUACGAGAUUCUUGGAUUUUUACUUGUAGUACAAUUUAUCAUCCAAGCGUAUCGUUUUCAAAAAAGUCUAAUUAAAGGAACGGAUGAUAGCUUAUUCAAUGAAGUUGAAGAAGAGGAAGAAUCAGAUUUGAUGGUUACAUCAACAGAAGGAUUAACACCUCAAGAAAUUGCGGCUCGUAAAUGUAUACUAUGUCUUUCACCACGUAAAAAUACUACAGCUACCCCUUGUGGACAUUUAUUUUGUUGGACUUGUAUCGUUGAUUGUUGUAACAACAAGCCUGAAUGUCCAUUAUGUAGACAAUACGUCAACAUUUCUCAUCUCCUUCCAAUUUAUAACUAUUAGACUGACAAGUGUUAUAGAUUGUAGUUUUAGUUAAAUUUUAUUAAUAUGAGGAGAAUUAAAUAGGAGAUUACAACGUACAAUUAAAUAAUUAUGAGGAGAAUUAAAUAGGAGA